AUGCCGACUACAACAGACUCAGAGCAUGAGGGCGAUUAUCAAGUUGUCUCCAAAGACAGUGUUCCUGCCCCCCCAGCAACGCAAGCAGGCGCAACAUGGCAAAAAGAGCUCGACACAGUUCAAAAAUGGCUGCAGCCAACGGACUAUAAUUCUCUCGGCAACGAGUACAUGAAACAUUUACACUCGUAUGUUCCAGGUACGGGGUCUUGGGUGCGGGAAUCUCCCAUUUACAGCACGUGGGCCGGGUCAAGACCACGCAGCGAAGCGCAGCAUGGGAUUUUACAUGUUAGGGGAGUUGCUGGCAGCGGCAAGUCAGUCCUCGCUGCCAGCAUCAUAUCCCAGCUUCGCGAGGAGGAGCCGAACACUCCUAUGCUUUUCUUCUUCUUCCGACAAAUCGUCGAGAAAAACCACAGUGCAAAGUACCUUGUCCGAGACUUUGCUUCCCAGCUUCUCCCGCACAGCCAAUCCCUUGUCUCGAAACUAUAUCCGAUGUCUCAGGAGCGGGGUGUAGAUGGCUUAGAGCUUAGCUCUUUGUGGGAUGCCAUACUGCAAACACUCGAAAGUAUAUCACGCAUCUACUGUGUUGUGGACGCGUUGGACGAGAUGGAUGAUGGGGAUUUUAGCUUCAUUCAUCAGCUUGUCCGCCUCGGGGCUCUUGAUCCCGGCCGAGCCAAGCUACUUUUGACGAGCCGUCCCGUUUCUAAGAUCGAGGAAGCGCUUAGAGAUCCGCAGAUCCUGCGUUUCAAACUGGAGACAUCUUUAAUUGAUCCGGAUAUCGAAAAAUACGUCGGUGUGAGCCUCAUUUCCCUCGACCCGUCGCUGCGACCAGAGACAGAAGACCUGGUGAAGAAGACCAUUUGCAAAUGUGCCCAGGGCCUAUUCUUGCACGCGCGACUAGUGACUGAUAACUUGACCAACGGUCUCAAGUAUGGGCGUAUCACUGAAGAGAUGCUUCCAGAGUGUUUGGAAAGGUUACCUCAAAAUUUGAAGGAUGUUUACGAGCAGAUGUUGGCAGGCCACGCGCAGAGAAGCGGUGUGAGCACAAAGCAACAGGCUCAUAUUCUCAUGUGCGUGACUCAUUCUUCCCGGCCCCUGGGACUGAUUGAGCUGGGCUCCUUAGUCUCCAGUUUCAUGGGGUUGGAUAAUCUCAAAGAGGGUAAGGAUCUGGUGCGAGCGAGCUGCGGACCGUUGCUUGAAAUAUUGGAAGACCAGACUGUGAGCGUCAUCCACCAUUCCUUCACAGAGUUCCUUCGCGACGGAUCCCGACAGCAAACCCCUGACUCAUUCCCAGUCCUGAAUUCUCGAUAUGCACAUAGCAUGUUGGCAAGACUUUCCCUCCAAUAUAUGGAUCGCUGUCCAUUGCUGGAUAACAAUACAGACAGGCCAGAUGACUAUUCUUGGGAUGACGACGAUGACUACAGAAAAGAAAAGGCAAGCCGCCAUCAAGCGCUACAGGAUAUGAACGUUGCUCGACCACUUUUAAAUUACUCAGUAGAGAAUCUCAACUACCAUCUCGAUAAUGCAGAGCCGGAGGAUACGCAGUUGUUGGAUACAAUCUCCACCUGCCUCGCUCCUGGGAAACCUGCUUUCAGGGUCUGGAUGUAUCACUAUUGGCAAUCCCGUUUCUGUAGCUCUUUCACUACAGUUCAUCUUGCAGCCUUUGCAAGCAUGCCGUUGUAUGUCAUGGAGCACUUGGGGCCAAACGACACAAAAGAUUCAGACGGCCGGACACCUCUUUCUUAUGCCGCGGAAAAGGGCACCGCAAAGACGGUCAAGUUUCUCCUGAGUCACGGUGCUGACCCAAAAUCACAUUGUUGUUAUGGAUCGACCCCGCUUCACCUUGCAGUCAGAAAGGGGCCCAUUGAGAUUGUUCAGCUAUUACUAGAGGCGGGUGUGAGUCCACUCAUCCAGGCGACAAGACCGGAUCGGUAUGACGAAGAUGAUUUAAAUGAUUCAAGUUUUGGCAACACCGCUCUGGAGUAUGCCUUCACUGGCAACCAUGAGGCUAUCAUCGAAUGCUUCAUGCCUUUUAUUACCCCUGAUUACGCAAAUAGAUGCCUGCACUGGGCUCGGGGAACCAAGAUCGUCGAAGCUAUCUUGAAGGCUGGACAUGCUGAUGUUGAUUGUUUCGCAGGUGGCUAUACUAAGUUAUUCAGGGCUACCACUGCUUAUGACUUUGAGACAAUGAAACUUUUGAUCCAGCAUGGUGCAGAUGUGAAUAAACGGUGCAGUGGAGGCCGGUACGAGAAUGGCAUUUUCAGUCUCACGGUUGAUAAUCCUCGAGGCCCAAUGCCCAUACAUGCUUUCGCUGGCUAUGAACAGACAUUCGCUCGUGGCUGUAGCGAUGCAGAGAACGCGGAAAAGUGUCUUCGACUCCUUCUUGAUGAUGGUGCCGACAUCAAUGCAACAACUGACGGAGAAAAGCACACAUACCGUGGCCGAGAUGGGAACUUUACACCAUUGUUCUACGCCGUGAAGAAGAACACAAACGGUUAUUUCUUCGGCGUUAUCGACAAGACCGGGGAGAAGCUUGCUUCACUGCUUCUCAAGGCUGGCGCUGAUCCCAACGUCAAAUCAACUUACGGAUAUGCUCCCAUCCAUGUUGCGAAUCCUGAGUGUCUUCCCCUAUUUGACCUUCUUGUUGCUCACUCGGCCGAUGUCAAUGCAAAAAAUAAGAGUGGGAGGGCACCACUCCUGGAAUUAAUUCAACAGUAUCAAGCCAAGCCAGACAUCAAAGUAUUCGAGAAGCUUAUUGAGUGUGGUGCCGAUGUCAACACAUCUGACGACGGAGGAAAUACCGUUUUUCAUAUGAUCCUUGGCAAUUUGGAAAAGUUUAAGAUGUCCGAUGUCCCUUUCUUUCAGCUUCUGCUCCGCUCCGGCGCUGAUAUAAACAAGCCAAAUAAGAAAGGAAACCCACCCUUGUUUACGUACAGACUACCAGAGGAAGCCUCGUGGUCUCCCUAUAAGCGGAAGGAAGAUGAUGAGCCGUUGCUUCGAGCGCUUGUGGAAGCUGGUUUGGACAUGCGGGCAUACAAUGGCCAGGGGGAGACCAUACUGAGUAAUCUCAUCCCGCGAUAUCACUGCGAGAUCAAGUCGGUCGAAAGGUUCAUCCGCCUAGGUGCAGAUUUUACGACACGGAAUAAGGAUGGAUCAACACUGCUACACGUCGCAGUCAAAUCAAACCUCCGUAUCAGUUGGAUCAAUUUCCUUUCGUCACAGGGCGUCGAUCCUUUAGCCAGGGACGAAGAAGGGAGAACGCUCAUCCACGUUGCCGUUCAACACUGCGAUGCUGACGCGGACGGGCGAGCUAUUGUUGAAAGUUCAAUCGAGCUUGGCGUCUCCGCGGGAGCCAAAGAUGGUUUCGGAAGUACGGCUCUUCAUCUAGCAAGUAAGAGAGACCACAGGGAAAGGAGAACACCCCGAGGAGAUGGACACGAUUGGGUGGACGCCAUCCUCAAGACCGGGAUAUUAGGGGCCCAAGAUGUCAACGAUCGUGAUGGCAGUGGUGCAACCUCUCUACACAAUGCCGCAGGCGUUUCCGAGUUCACUGUCGCCAAGCUACUCCAAGCAGGAGCAGAUCCCACAGCUCUAAACCUUGAAGGUCUCUCCCCACUUCAUAUUGCCUGUCGCGAUGGUCAACCAAACGUUGUUGGACUUUUACUAGCUACAUAUAAGGAACGGGGUGAGCUUAGGCAGAUGAUCAAUCUUCACUAUACCCUCGGAGAGGGAAGGACGGGUCUGCAUCUAGCAGCUCAAGCAGGAAUCCCGGAGAGUGUUUCUUAUCUACUGCACAAUGGUGCUGAUAUUUCUUCGCUUGACAAGAAUGGCUUCACUGCACUACAUGCGCUGGUUGAGGCGCCACUGGAUACUCCAUGGCUGGAAGCUCUUGAUCUGCUCCUGGAAUUUGGAGCAGACCCGAAUGUAAGGGCGUCCGUUGAGCAGAAGGGUGUCGGAGCUCUCGAUCUGGCCAUCAAAAAAGGCCGCGAGGCUAUGGUACAAGCUCUUAUUCAGCACGGCGCGACGUCUGAUAGCAGUACAAAUGCCCAGUCUCCGGAGCCUAUGAUAUCAACUGAGACUCUUCAAGAUCUUCUUGAGUCUAGAAAUUCUCCAGAAAUUUUCAGAAAGGUUGAGAAAGUACUCGAAACCAAUGACUAUGCGACCAUCAAAGAGUUUGUCAGGCUUGGCGGGAACUUGAUGAGUAUGGAUCAGUAUAGGUACAGGACUGUUCUUCACGGGAUGGUAGACCGAGGCAAUAUCUCCUUGCUCAAUUACUUUAGCGAUGAAGCAUCAAAAGUUCACCAGUCCCCUUGUAUGAUGAAGGAAGACAACCCGGGAACUUUGCUUGGGGCUGCUUGUGAGCGUGACUUGCCAGGUCUUGACAUCAUCAAAUGCCUUGUUGAAAACGUUGGCCUGGAUCCAAACAUGCCUUCCGAUCGGAUAGGCUAUACAUAUAAGCUGGCUAAGGCCACGCCUCUGCACUUCGUUGCUUGCGGGACACAUUUCUGGCAUGCGGACGCGGUUACGUACCUGUUGUCUCAAGGUGCAGAUAUAGAAGCCAAGAAUAUGGAUGGGCAGACGCCGCUCCUUUGCGCUAUUAGUACACAACAUCCAAAUGGAUUAUUGAAGGAACGAACGAUCAAACGACUCUUGGAUCACGGUGCGGAUCCCAAUUUCAUCGCCGAGAAUGGAGCAUCGUGCCUGGCGGAGGCUGAUAGUGCCGAGGUAGUGAAAUUGUUACUCGAACAUGGGGCAGACAUCUCAGCAACUCCUGGAGUCAUGGAGUUUGCGUUAAAAAACAUGAAUGCCGAGAUGGUUCAGGCCCUUCUCAAUGCCGGCGCUGAUCCGGAUUACCAUGAUUCCCCUGAUGGCAGCUACACAGACCACAAAACAUCAUCACGAUAUCCCCUGCACAACGCUGCUCGCCUCGCUACCGAAGCAGAUCUUCCGUUUGACUGGAAUUCCCGGAAACGAAGAAUCACUGAAAUUCUGCUCCAGGGCGGUGCAAAUCCAUACGCGUCUUAUUCCGACGGUAGCUACGUGCUUCAGGCCAUCGUGGAAGAAAAGGGCUUAUUGGAUCCUUUCCUUAAGCUGGGUAACGUCGAUAUUGAGAAGAGAGGCCGCCAUGGACGAACAUUACUCUUGUCUGCUUGCACCAUCCUUGAGAAGCCCCAUCAAGAAGCCUGGGAUGAGCAUAUGAAGAAAAGAUUUCCUCAAACUGCAAACCCCAAAGCCGUGCUCGCAUUGCUCGCACGUGGUGCAAUCCCGGACGUUACGGACGAUCAAGGAAGGACAUCCCUUCAUUGUCUCUGCACCAUGACACAUCCGUACGAUGAAGAUCACAAGCAAGCUUUCGAUGCUCUUGUGUCCAGCGAUCCUUCGACCAUCCACGUGGCCGACAAUGCCGGCUUCAAACCACUGCACCGCGCCAGCCAGUUCGGUCAAAGCUGGGCCAUAUGGAGGCUGGUAGACCUCGGUGCAGAUUUGCUAGAGCCUGAUCCUGACGGAAACACGGCCCUGCAUUUUAUCGCGCCCGAGAUGGUUGGGGAGAAGUCAUCGGCGGCGGCAGCGCAAGCUGAGUUCGAACACCUCCUUGCCGGGGGCCUGAACAUCAACGCCCGCAAUAAGAAAGGCGAGACGCCUCUCUUCCUAUGUAUAUCGGCCGAAUGGUCCGGAACUCGUGAACCCGGCACUCGCCAUCCGACUUACGCGCUAGAAAAUGAUGUAUCCCCGAGCGAUGUUCUAGAUCUGUAUAUCGGUCGAGGUGCCGACAUCUUUACAGCUGACGGCGAAGGCAAAACACUUCUUCAUGCUGCAGCGGGUAGGCGAAUUGAGGACCUGGAUUGGAACGAGGACCAGAUCAAACAUAUGGAGAACGUAUUCAAGAAAUUGAUGGAUCUAGGGCUCGACCCGCGGCAAGAAGAUAUCCAGAUGCGAACGGCAAUCGACAUGGCUGUUGCGAGAGGGCGGAAAGGUAUCGUGGACUUUUUCGCGGAGAAGUAG
This is a messenger RNA of Clonostachys solani, 6000 nucleotides long. The record is from the annotation of a GenBank genome assembly. Lineage: Eukaryota; Fungi; Ascomycota; Sordariomycetes; Hypocreales; Bionectriaceae.